Rhizopus microsporus ATCC 52813 is the source of this 522-nucleotide messenger RNA. Its product is annotated as SET domain-containing protein. Gene Ontology annotation, molecular function: protein binding; histone H4K20 methyltransferase activity. The annotation marks the transcript as partial. The record is from RefSeq and is a predicted model, not a curated record. Gene Ontology annotation, cellular component: nucleus. The transcript is spliced from 3 exons. Lineage: Eukaryota; Fungi; Mucoromycota; Mucoromycetes; Mucorales; Rhizopodaceae.
CGCUCAUGUGUUGAUGUGCUUGUUAGAUUGCCUUAUUUUAAAAACUUUUUACAAGAGAAAGAACAAAAAGAAAAGGGCAAGUUUGCAAGACAUUUGAAAAAAUACGUGUCAAUGUUUGUACCAGACGCUGGUUUUGAAGUCUCUUCGACCAAGCGUUAUACAGGACAAAUGGAGGCAUGCAUCAUUGCUAAUAAGCAUUGGCAAGCUGGUGAAUAUAUAAAGAACUGUACUGGUUCUGUAUGUUGUCUAACAAGUGAAGCAGAUCAGCUGCUGAGAUCAGAGGGAAGGGACUUUAGUGUCAUGCUCUCACAGCGAUAUAAGCAUGCUUUUCUAUUUCUUGGGCCUGCCCGCUUUAUGAAUCAUGAUUGUAACCCUAAUUGUGCCUUUGUUAAACAUGGGAAUGAAGUGACGUUUAGAGCUGUAAGAGCGAUUAAUCCAGGAGAAGAGUUAACAGUAAAAUAUGGCGAUCAUUACUUUGGUAUCAAUAACUCUGAAUGUCGAUGCGCAACCUGUGAAAAGUAA